UCAAAUAUUUAUAUUUUGUUAGACCAAAAUUUAUAAUUUGUCUUUAUUAAGAGUGUCAAAUUUGGUCUGCGGUUAAAUCAUAAUGGCGUCUGUUUUAUUAAGUAAAUUAGAUGUUGGUUAUCUGGAGAAGUGUAGUGGGGAUAGCGGUAUUAAUUACGGUAUUAUAAUAGGACAAAAUAUAAAACCUGAAAGCUUCUUAGUAGUUCAUCUCGCAAAAAAUUGUGAAGAAGACAUGGAAAUUUUGCUAAAAGGCAACGAAAAUGAACUAUCGCAAGGACCUACUUGUAUAGCCGAAAUAAGCUCGCAAGCUUUGGCUACACAGUGGAUUAGCGCCAGCAAAAUGUGUCCAGGAUCAUUCAAUGUACAAGGCAAUUGUUUUAAAUAUAUUUAUUUUAUAUAUCCUGAUUUUAAAGGCGUUUUUGUUACCAGUGAGAAGCAGAACUUGGAUGAUGAAAAUACAUAUCUUGCUGCAAAAAAAAUGUUGCAUAAUUUGCAAACUAUACUUAUUCAGAGUAAUGUUUUCUGUGCUUCAAUUGAUGAAGAUAAUUUAACUUUGAUAUUUCUGGCAUACUCAGCAGCGAACAAGAAAGCAAUUUGUCAAGGUUAUACACAUGAUAUUAUGGGAGGCUCAUUUGCAACCAUGAACUGUCAUUUCAUAGAUAAACCUAUGGGCUGGCAUACAUUUGAAUGCUGCUAUGAAUUGGAUGAAAUAUUUCCAAUAUUUGAUGAUUCGCAGAGAAUUAAUAUAGAGAAUCAAUUUCAACGUGCUUUGUUAGCAAUGAAACGAAGUUUAUCCGAAAGUGAAAUGUUUAUAGAAAACAUUUGGGUGGAUGAAUCUUUACCUCUAGAUGGAUUUGUGGCAAGCAAUCGAAAGAAAGUCGUUAAUGAACAUUAUAAAGCAACUAUAUUUUUACCAGUGAAAUGUCAUCAAUAUAAUGAACACUCGGUCAAAGUACGAAAAUUUAAUGGCACGAUUCGGCUUUCUGGAAUUAUAUUUUCUAAAAUUUGGUGUAGUAAUAGGAACACGUUAGGUGAUGUUAAGCGAUUUGUACAGACUGAUAUUUUACGUUCAUUAGCAGCAAGAAUUCAAGUUUACUGUGAUGGAUUAACCGAUCCUCAUGUUACCAACGACUCUGUAUUUAUAAGCGAACCUCCACGACGUGUUUUUUUCAACUUAUUUGCGGAUGGAACAGUCAAUCCAAUUCAAUUUUCAGAAUAUAUAUUUCGAGGAGAAGCUCCAACCGUGGCAGUGGCUCAAGCUAAACAAGUUCUCGAUUUGGACAUUAGUUUAGAAAAUAUAAUUGCAGACUUAGAGGGAUUACCCGAUGAUGAAAUAUUUAGUGAUGUGUCCUUAUCGAAUUUACAAAAAAAUUCUGCACAACCUAUAGUUAAUACAGCGAAAUACUUAACUCGUUCCAUGUACAUACUAAGUAUAACCAUAUCUCUUUUAGUGCUUUUAUGUUCUAUUUGGCUGCAUUAUUUCUUUGCUUAAUUACCAGUAUACCUAAUGAGAAACUUUAAUGUAACUAUACCUUCCAUCUAUAUAAAGUAAUUUUCAUUUAAAAACAUGUUCAUUGUAUUAUGUCUUGUAAAUAAAAGAAUCAUUGUGUUUUUUAUA
Messenger RNA from Zeugodacus cucurbitae (melon fly), 1618 nucleotides. RefSeq names its product protein odr-4 homolog. The record is from RefSeq and is a predicted model, not a curated record. Gene Ontology annotation, cellular component: endomembrane system. The coding region runs from base 83 to 1492 and encodes 469 amino acids. Gene Ontology annotation, biological process: intracellular protein localization. NCBI's taxonomy places the organism in Eukaryota, Metazoa, Arthropoda, Insecta, Diptera, Tephritidae. The transcript is spliced from 5 exons.